Molecule: messenger RNA, 972 nt
Organism: Nelumbo nucifera (sacred lotus)
Lineage: Eukaryota; Viridiplantae; Streptophyta; Magnoliopsida; Proteales; Nelumbonaceae
Product: chaperone protein dnaJ 11, chloroplastic-like
Source: RefSeq, a predicted model, not a curated record
AUUCAUUUAAUAACAACCACUUGAAUGCAGGAGAAUUGGACAAAUGCUUCUAGAAGGCCCAUUAAUUAGCCAUUACCCAACGAUUCUACUCCCAUAGACAGACAGACGUGUCAACGUCUUCAACAACAGCUACCACUUCUCUCUCUCUCUCAUCGCCCUCCAGUCUACGAUCAGCGGGCAAAGUCUCACUCCUUUCUCCUCUCUCCACACUCUUCAUUAUAAAUUUCGUGACUCUCCGCUUCCUCUUUCCUACAACCCCGUCUUCCCUUCCAUUUCUUCAAUCCUAAUCUCCCUCCCUAUCCCUACCAACCCUAGAAGAAAACUAAUAUCUUUUUCCAUAUAGAAUCGAUGUCCGGAGCCCUAACUUUUACCGUCGGCACCGUUCUCCGAAUCAGAUGUCAGCAUCGUCCGAUUCGUGCCCUGGCGCAGCACACCACCACAAGGACAAGAACGGUAGAUGCGGUCAACCUGUACCAGAUACUGCGUGUCAAGGAAACCGCAUCGCCGGUUGAGAUCAAGGCCGCGUACCGUAGGUUAGCAAAGCGGUAUCACCCGGACGUGAUGUCGGGAUUCGACGACGACGACGACGAGGGAAGGGGUUUUAUGGAGAUUCAAAACGCCUACGCCACGUUGUCGGAUCCCAUGACUAGGGCUUGCUACGAUCUCACAAUAACGAAAGGACGACGGUAUAAGGCCGCCUGUGUUUUGGGUAGUGGGCGUGGGCGGACCAUGUCCACCACAAGAAGGUGGGAAACCGAUCAGUGCUGGUAGGUACUUUCACUUGUACCCCUGGCCCUGGACCAAGCCACGUGAGCUCACGUGGUCGUGUAUGCUUGCAUAUCCCUAGUCCCUACAUUUUAUUGUACAAAUAUAUUACUAUUAACAGUCUUGCCAACCACACUUGGAAAAUUGACAAAUUUUUGUACAAGAUUAACAUUAGUCCUACCUCAAAUAAGGGAAAAUUCUCAAUCA